AUGGAGAAUUCUCUCUUUCAGCUGAGCAGCAUUAGUGACUACUGGAUGAGCCUCAGCUCCAUUGUCAUGGCCAAGGACAUGAUCUUUGGUGUUAUGUGUGGAGCAGGGCUCUUCUUGCUACUGAUCCCCUUCCUGAAGAAGUACUCAGCAUCACCACCACCUGGGAGUAGAAAGAACCCCCCAAAGUCAAGCAGAGAGACAGCUGAGAGGAACUCUCCAGAAACAGCAGCACCUCAUCUGCAGGGGCUGGAAAGUGGCAGAGAUGGCAGAAAGAAUGUGGAAGAGACCCAGAACACAUCACGACCUGUGGAAAUCCCCAUCAAGGAUCCUUUAUUGGACUCCAUGUCAUUCCCACCUUGGACCACUGAUAAGAAACUGGAUCAGCUUCCCCUCUCUCAGCUGUUGUCUUACUUCAAGUUCGUCGAGAAUCUUAUACAGAGGAAAUUUAGCCAGAUUUUCUGGGGCAUGUCCUCCAUGCUCUCUGAGUCAGCGGUGGCUUCUGCCUGGGUCUCCAAGAGACCUAAAACCGUGAGGUUCAGUGAUGCAUGUGGUCCUUUCCCAGCUCUCCCCAUGGCUCAAGGACCUCCACAGAUUUCCCAGACCCAGCCUUUGCCCCACCAACUUGUGACACCAAGCUUAGCAGGUUUGACAGAGACCCAGACACUGGGCAAUCACCUAAGCUCUACAGCAAACCAAAUACUUUCUUCAUCCACAAGUAGUAUCACUGUAAAACCAUGUUCUACCUGUGAGACAAAGAUAUGGGCAUCCCUCCCGAUUGAAAACCAGCCCUGGCAGCAAGGUCUGGAGUGGAAUGACACCAUAGACUCUAAUGUACAAAAUCAGCAAGCAGGCAUUAGCUGGCCCACUCACAACUUGCCCAAUGGCACCCUGACCACUGAACCUGUCAGGUCAGCCUCCAUCCUUCCUGAGAAUUGUCAGUUCCUCCAGCACCAUAAGGGGACACAGAGUGAAGACAAGGUGACUGAGGUGAGAGAAAUACGAGGCUCCCCCUUCACGGUCCUCUCGUCCCCGGAACUGACACAGCUGUGGGGACAUUUCCCAGCCAACAGUCCCUGCCAGCCCAAGAACAAGCCUGGACUCCCAAAGCCUGCCCAGCCCUCCAUCCUCGACUCCAAAAGCUGCAAGCUGAGCCAGAUGAUGGGGUCUGUGCCCUCGGUGAUGCCCUUAAAGAAGUCAGAAGCAUGUGACAUGCCCGACCCCAUCAAAAAGGGCCCCGGUUUAAGUGCCAAUGACUUUCCUUGCACAUCAAGCAGCAGCCCUGGGGAAGGCCUGGAACCCAGAAAGCCUGCACUGAGGACAGAUCAACAGUCCUAUGUGAACACUGUCCAGGACCUUUCCUUCCUCGACCCAAAGACUCAGAUGAAGCUGGAAUCAAACAUCACGCAGCUUCCUAUGAAACAAAGAAGGAGACCCACCUCUGUUUCUAAGGCUGAAUACUAUUCCAAGGCUGCCAUGGUCUUAGAAAAAUUGCAUCACCGAGAUCCAGGAGGGACAAGGGUAGAAACUGUGUCAACUGCCAGGCUGCAGAGUCCUCUGCUUGCACACUCACCUUCACAGGUUCAGGUGAUACAGAGAGCCCCUCCACCAGCUGCCAGCCAUGGGCCGUCCAAGGCCCAUCUAGAUAUAGGGAAGAGCUACCUGAGCACUAAGACCAGGGCUUUCUGCUUCCAGACAAGAACCCAGCAGAGCAGGACUGUCCAAGAGAUUGGAAGAAGCAGCGUGCAACCAAGGACCAGCCCAAGAAUUUACAAACCUGCAGCAUGGAUGAAGUUUGAGAACAUGGCCUCAGGACAUCCCUGCUGGAGUGGGACAAUGCUGGACCCUCAAGAAAGGAUCCCACCUUCAGUGGUCAAACAAAUCAAUAGGUCGAAGGAGAAAGAAGGGACUCCUCCUGUAUGGAAAGAGAGUCUGGAAUCCAUGGAGUUUCCCAGUAGCCAAGUCAUCAAUAUCUAUCUCAGGGACUUUGAGUCUACAGAGGCCAAUAGAAGUCCAGGCCAUUUCCAAACACCCACUCCAAGGCACUCAGGAGACUCAGCUCUAAAUGCACAAGUAUAUAGUGAGACUGACUUCAGAUCAAGCAAGCAACCACAGUCCUGGUCCGUGGACCAUUGUUCAGACAGCUCCAGUUCAGUGAGCUUGCCUUCAGAGCACCUGUUUCCCAUCUUCAAGUAUAGAACCAAAAAACCCAAGACUUCCCAGAGCCUGGGUCAUGUCUUUGUGAGGAGGGAUCACAGCCAGGAGACCCAGGACUUCAGAUUUCCCAAGGAUAAAAUUCAAGCAACGAAUCACAAGGUGUUUCAUCCCAAUGAAGAGAGGGGAGAAUUUUUGAGAUCCAGAGCCAAAAGCCAGGGGGAAAGGCUUGGGGAAGGGCAGUCAUCCCAAGCCGAGGGCCUUAAUCCCUCUACCCAGAUCAAGGACACAGCCAAAACGGAGUGUCAGCCCUCCCUUGAUAUGCCAGGAAAGGGACAGGCUCUGCCAGAAAGUUAUCUGAAGAAUAUCAUAAGGAUUAUUCUACAAUAUCUCGACCUCAGCACAAAAGACAAGGGGCAGAAGGAUUCUCUGAAGAAAGAAAGCUCCCCGCCAUCAUCUACGAUGACCCAGGAGGAGUCAGACAUAAAAGAAAAGCUCAUCUACAGCUUGGCAACUGAAGUGCAAUCUCUCAUGAACAUUGUCGUACAGCUCCUGGUGAACUGGCUGGGCCUUAAGGUAGGGCACCCAUCAGAGGCACAAUGGUGUAAAGCGGAACCACUGAUACCCCAGCUGAGAGACUCUUUUUUUCAUUUUCCUGAGGGCAUCUACAAACCAAAGAACAGCAGACCAGAGAAAAUGAGCUCUGGUCCCCACACCAGCCCCAUGGCUCAGAGCCACACAUUCAGGAACAAGGUGAUCGGGGACAAACAUGAGUCAGGUAUUGCUACCCGGGAAACCUGUGUUCCACAUCAGAACAGCGUGAAGAGAGGAAUGGGCUGUGAACAACCGCGCAGUCCCAGUGGAAACAUGUAUAGGGGAAUUGGAGAUGGACCGCCAUCAGGCAUUGCUACUGAAACUGCCUGUGAUCCAGGUCAGAAUAGAAUGGACUGUGGUUCCCAUACCAUCUCCCAGGAGCACAGCCAUCCAUUUACAUACAGAGAAACUGGAGAGUAA
This is a messenger RNA of Microtus oregoni (creeping vole), 3165 nucleotides long. Its product is annotated as spermatogenesis-associated protein 31E1-like. The transcript has 5 exons. Lineage: Eukaryota; Metazoa; Chordata; Mammalia; Rodentia; Cricetidae. Bases 1 to 3165 code for a protein of 1054 amino acids. The record is from RefSeq and is a predicted model, not a curated record.